Molecule: messenger RNA, 1284 nt
Organism: Amaranthus tricolor (Joseph's coat)
Lineage: Eukaryota; Viridiplantae; Streptophyta; Magnoliopsida; Caryophyllales; Amaranthaceae
Product: NAC domain-containing protein 2-like
Exons: 3
Coding region: 211-1005 (264 amino acids)
Biological process (GO): regulation of DNA-templated transcription
Molecular function (GO): DNA binding
Source: RefSeq, a predicted model, not a curated record
AAAGCAAGUCAAAAAGUCCAAAAGUCUCCUCAAUCAACAUGACACAAGAUUAUGAUCCCCUCACUAAAAGACAAAAAACCUCACCCAUAUAAUCCCCUCCCCUCUCUUUGUAAACAUUUCAAACACCCAUUUCAUUCUUCGACCUUCUUACAACAAAUACAUAACUUUUUUUCUUUUUUUUUUUUUCAAAAAUAUAAAUAUUUUAAUUAAAUGGAUGCAAAGAGGUGUUCAAGCUAUCUUCCACCUGGGUUUCGGUUUCAUCCAACAGAUGAAGAAUUGAUCAUACACUACCUCAAGAAUCAAGCCAUGUCUAGACCUUGCCCUGUUUCAAUCAUUCCUGAAGUUGAUAUUUAUAAGUUUGAUCCUUGGCAAUUACCUGAUAAGGCAGAGUUUGGAGAAAAUGAAUGGUACUUCUUCACCCCAAGAGAUAGAAAAUACCCGAAUGGGAUCCGACCCAAUCGAGCAACGUUAUCGGGUUAUUGGAAGGCGACGGGUACGGAUAAAGCCAUAUAUAGUGGAGCUAAAUAUGUUGGGAUUAAGAAGGCUCUUGUAUUUUACAAGGGGAAACCUCCAAAAGGCUCUAAGACUGAUUGGAUUAUGCACGAGUACCGUUUAACUGAGUCUAAGCAUCGACCCGUUAAGCAACAUGGAUCCAUGAGGUUAGAUGAUUGGGUACUAUGUAGAAUAUACAAGAAGAGGCAAGUGGCAAGGGUAGAGGACAAAGGAGAGGAUUCAACAUCAGCACAAGGGCAAGUAAGCAAUGAAGGGGGAAGUGAAGAUAGAUCUAGUGAUCAUCAAAUUCAAAACCAACAAGCAAUCAAAUUCCCAAGGACCCAAUCACUUUCUUACUUAUUUGAUUUGGACUAUUUGGGUCCAAUUGCCCAUUUACUAAACGAUACCACUUCAUUUAAUUCAAGCUUUGAUAUCCAAACAAUUAUGGGCCAAAAUGUUGGAUUGGACCCCAUUGUGGGCCCAUUUGGGUCAUACCCCUCUUAUUACAAAUAAUUAGUAUUUGUUUAUCAUGAAAAACGUCAAGAAGAGAGGAAAUUCAUGUGAUUUGUGAAUAGUUUUAGGCCCUCCAAUUGUAUAUACAAUAUAAUUGUUCCUUGAUCAAAUGGGUUGUCUUUUUCAGUAGGGAUUAAUACUAGUUAGCUGAUUUUUUUUUAAUUUAUAUGAAUAUUAGGGGUUGUAAUCAAUUAUUGUAAUAAAUUAAUACUCCUUCAAUUUCCAAAAGUUAGUCUAUAAAAUUGUAACGAGUUAUUUCUUUUUAUUUGUUCAGAUUUC